Messenger RNA from Durio zibethinus, 4550 nucleotides. The record is from RefSeq and is a predicted model, not a curated record. Lineage: Eukaryota; Viridiplantae; Streptophyta; Magnoliopsida; Malvales; Malvaceae.
UUCCUUCUGAGUUUACAAGAGAAAACAUGCAGCAUCUGUUUCACAUCACCGUGGAGAACAUAGUACCUCUCUUCAUCGAUGUGAAUCAGAUGUUUCUAUCUUUGAAUUCAUCUUCCCAGGUACUUCUGUGAUAGUUGUCAUUGAUAUGCAUUUGCAUGUUAAAAGAUGUUUUACAAAAAUUGGAGCAAACUCUCAUUUUGUUUUCUUGUUCUACUGCCUAUAUUUCAACACAGGAUCUUAGGCUUUUUGGAUUGAAGGAAAUUAGAAGUCAUGCAUUUGUUGUGUAUAGACCUAUGCAUGAGGUACACUUUUGGUUGGAAAGCAAAACCAUGGCUACGGAAAUGGUUACUUCCAUCUCCCUGGGUUUUGAAUUGCAUAUUGCUUUUGUUGGGUUUUGAGUUGCAGGUGAUGUAGAUGGUUAUUGUGCCUGAGAGCUACAAAUUUCUUCUUGCUUUUGUUGCCUUGCCAUUUUAUUCUCUUCACUGCAAACUUAAAUGCAAGGACUUUCUUCUCCAUGUUUUCUGGUAGUUAGGUGGAAAACGAGAACAACGAUUACACCCAGGAAAUUUCAAGACUUUUUAGCAAAAAUAUGACUAAAAAGCAUGUUGUCAUUGAAUUCUGAAUUAUCAUCUUCUGGUUUAGCAUCAGGUUAUUGCAUAACUCGGCCUUCUUGGGUGGUUUGGCAUGAGAACGGAGUUCCUGGCUUUUUUAUUUUGUUUAAUUAUCUUAUUCUUAUCAAAGGGUUAGGCUUUGAAUCUUUUGAUAUAAUUAUUGACAUAAUCUUUGACUUGUACUAGAAUCUUUCUUGCAUCAAGUUGAUUUAUGGAAUUAGUGACAGUCAAGCCAUACUAUCGUACCCAAGUAGGAAAGAGAAAGCCCAGUUACAUUAUGACAGAUCAAAAUAGUCAACUUUGGGAUGUUUGGGAAGAGCAGGAGUUUUGAUUGUGGCAGAGCCAAUCCAAAUGGCAAUAAUGAUUUAAUGGGAUUUAAGUUCUCCAUCCUUUUCAACAUUUGUAGAACAAUUUCAACCCUUUUGACCCCCUCUUGUCUUGCAACUGAUCUUGAUAACCAGCUGAAAGACAAGACAGCUACACUCUGCAUUUCUAAUUUCUAUAUCAAGCACAACAGAAGAGAAAGUACAGGUUAAAUUGAUAGACACAGAUAUCAUGAAAAUCAAAACUCUUUUCCAAUUUAUACGUUUUUUGAGUACCUACUUUAUAUGAAAUAUACUAUCUCUUGGCAGUUCAUUUAUUUUUUUAAAUAAACUGAAACCCAAAAAAAAAAAAAAAGUGAUCAAAUGCUUUCUCUUGUUCAUGGGAAGAUUAAAAUCUAAUAUGUGGUGAGAGCAUCAAGUGGGAUUUUUUACGGGUUUGUGCCUGGACCCUCUCCUGCUGUCUUUCUUUUCCCUUUCGGCUACCCUCUUUCUCUUCUUUUCUUUUCUACUUGGCCCUACUAAUCAAUUCUCCUUGCUUUUAAAGCUCAUUUUUAUAAACUACCCCUUUUUUCUAUAAAAAAAUUUAUUUUAGGAAUAACAUGCAUUUACUAAAGGGUGCACAUAUAUUCUAAAUAAAGUAUGCUAUAAAUUUUAUAAAAGGGAAAAUUACAUCCAACUCUUUCGGUUUCCCUUAAUUACAGCCAACUACAAUCAUUCGGGGCAAGAUGUAGAAUUUCUAAAGUAUUGGAUUUGAUUGUAACUAGGGGAAAAAUUGAAGGAGUUGAAUGUAAUUUGCCCUUUAAAAAUAUAGGAAAAACAAUAUAUAGGGUGGGAGGCAAGGAAAAAAGGGUAUACAGAAAAUUUUAAUGAUUAAUAAGAGCCAACUAGCUAAACUUUAUCAUAUGAAAAUUGUAUUGUGAACUACCCAAAUCCCAACUAGAUUUGAUUGUAUCUGAUUAUAGCUUCACUUGUGGUUGGACCCCACAACAGGGUAUGCUUGGGAGUUGGUAAAAAAUAAAAAAUAAAAAUAUCUACUGCAUAGCAUAGAAAGUAUCAAAGAAACGCUCCCAAAAUUAUUUGAUCAAUUAUGUCAUUGUCUGAGUGUCUGAUGGUCAAACAAUUCCCAGCUACUCCAAACAAAACAAUGUCACAGCCGGUGGGUCCAGCUUUGCCUGAGAAGAAAUCCUGCAUCUUCUACAAGUUAGUGGUGGCCUCCAUUCUUCAAGACAAGAAGCUGAAAGCUGUUCUUUAGGUACUGUCCAUCAAUGAUUUUUAUUUAAGUAAUGCAAGUGACUUGCAUGUUGCGAUUAUCGUAAUGGCCGCAUUGAUUUAAUCAUCAUCAAUGACUGUUACAAGCAUUAUACAGCUCAAUCUCUAGUAUUAUCUUUCUCAAAUAUUGCCACCUUUUUUUCUAACUACUAAGCCUUUCCAUUUAUUUUAACUUCAUAAACUAGGACAAGUUAGCCUUGGCACUUUUUUAUUUUUCAGCCGCAAUAUUCCAGCAAUAAGAACAUGUUGUGUUGUUUCUGUAGCAAUAAAACUGAAUGAUGAACCAGUAAUAUGUUCUGUCUCCUUGGUUCUGUAUCAUGGCAAACUUCCUCUUUUUUUCCAGUCUAAUCUAUGUUGAAACAGACUUUGACUUGGUUUUUGUACUCACAGAGGAUCCCAUAUAAGUUUGUUAAGAAAUUUGGUGAUGAACUCUCUUCAAUUGCUACACUUACUGUUCCCAGUGGUCGUCUCUGGCUAGUGGAAUUGACAAAAGAUAACAAAAGAAUGUGGUUUGACUGUGGUUGGAAUGUAUUUGUUGAAUACUAUUCCAUCUGCAUUGGGUAUUUCUUGAUCUUCAGAUAUGAAGGGAAUUCACAUUUCAAUGUUCAUAUAUAUGAUCUGAAAACUUCGGAAAUAAAUUAUCUGUCUAGUAGUCUAAGUAAUUCGCUAGAACCUGGUCACGGUAAGCAUGUAAAAGGCAUAGAAGAUGGUGACAUUGCUGAGUUUAUGGGUUCUCAGCUUACAUGUUCCAGUUCAAACUUUUUAAGUUAUAAAGGUUUUGAUGAAAGUCUAGAUCAUGAUAGGAAGAAAUAUAAGAACUCUACAUGUGGGGCUGAUCUGAAAAACCUGCACCAGAAAAACAAUGUGCAUGAUUUACAAGCAACGUUUCAAUCUACUCAAGACAAAGGCAUUCAGUUUAGUGGGGUUGAGCUUACAAGUACUGUAGAUGAAGGUGGACUGUUUUUCUUGGAUGAAACACAACAAAACACCAAAAAAAUAAAACAAGAAACUGAACCGAGUAAGCUCCAUGAACUUAAAUGCUUUCUUUAUAGGGUAUUCCUAAUUGACUUUACUCUUCCUAAUUCAUUGAAAGAUAUAGUCAAACAUGAGUCAUUAGGCAAAUUUGAAGUGAAAGAAGAGUUUCCAGCCAUGAACUCUCCAAGAAGUGUUUCCAGGAGGUGGAGAGAUGUGACAACAGAAGAAAAACAGAGUGCAUUUCGUGCAGCUGCAAUGUUCAAGCCCGAUAAUCCUUUCUGCCGGAUUAUCUUGCGACCGUCCUAUGUCUACAAGGGAAUACUUCUUCAUAUUCCACGCAUCUUUGCUCAGAAAUAUCUGAAUGGAGUUGACGGGACUAUCACACUUCAGGUAUCUGAAGGGAAAAAGUGGCCUGUUCGAUGUAUUUAUGCUCAUGGAAGUUUAAAGUUUAGCAAAGGAUGGGCUGAAUUUGUCUUGGAUAAUAAUUUAGACGAAGGGGAUGUUUGUGUAUUUGAGCUGAUUAACACAAAGGAGAUUGUGCUGAAAGUUACCAUAUUCCGUGUUCUUGACAAUGCAGUAGCGGUGAAACAGCUAUAGUCUAGUAAUUGGUUCUUUGACUAGCAAAUGCUAUCAGGAGCUGGCUGUACUUGUCUCAGUAUAUCAAUGCUUUAUAGGUGCUUGAAUCUGAAAAAAAAGCAGAUUAGGAUGAGUGAUUAUCCUUUUUAUGUCUCUUAGAAUGCUUUUUGAUGUGUGAAUGUGAAGAUAAAAGGGGAACUAGGUUGAGUGUAUAUGAUUGUAGCCUAAUGUGUACAAAGCUAUACUUGGAAGUUUGUGUUGUAAAUGUUUCAUAUUUUCCCAGCAAUGUACUCUUAAUGCACCAUUUUCUGUUAUUAGCCUUGCUCAGCCUCUUGAAUUGGAAUAAGGUAGUAAUGUGUUUUAGUAAGAAGGAUUUUUUUUUUUUUUUUAUAAUGAGAAAGUGAGAUUUGAAAAGGGGGCAAGAAUGGUUAAAAAGGUAUUUAUGUCUAAUAUAAGUAUAUAAAAUAAUUAAUAAUAUUAAUUAAUUAUUAAGAAAAAAGAAGAAAUAAAGAUUACAAAUUUGAUAGUCAACAAACAUGACAUGACACGUAAGAACUAUGUAUGUAAUUUCACCUUCAUCGUUGCAGAUCAAGACGAGUAUAUGAACUAAUUCAUUGGAAGUUUUCUAUUAAUUGACGUAUAGUUGUUUUAAGUUUGUCAAAAAAAAAUGAAACUAUAAUUUUAAGUGAAACCAACGCAUACAUCUUUGAAGCAAUCCUAUUAUUCUAUGGGUUGAUGCAUGUUUGUUUUUUGACUGAUAUAAUACAGUUGGGUAAAUAAAAUUAAUUUUUCCAUA